Spirometra erinaceieuropaei is the source of this 567-nucleotide messenger RNA. The record is from the annotation of a GenBank genome assembly. Lineage: Eukaryota; Metazoa; Platyhelminthes; Cestoda; Diphyllobothriidea; Diphyllobothriidae.
AUGAACCCUUUGUCUCUGGUGGCGGAACAUUGCGCAAAAUCUGGGCACACUUCCGCUUUCCAGAACGCCAAAAUUCUGGGUCGGAACAAUAACCGCGUAGCCAGGGAAACAAUCGAGGCCUGGCACAUGGAGACUACCUCAAUUAACUGUUGUGUCGCCCUUUCGGCAGCCUACCAAGCCCUCCGGACGCAGCUCAACGAACGAAGGAGCAAGGUCGAAGUUUGGCCAGUCCUGAAACCAAACGCGGGAGAACUUACGACGGACCUACACGUAGCCACACUGCAAAUCGGACCCGACGAUGGCGCAGUCAUCAGUACCGCUGCCUCAACCACUACUCUGGCAGACGGGGAGAAACGCGGUCAGAGAGACUUAAUUAAGGAGAGCAAAUCAGGACGGCAAGUAAGGUUAACGCGAAUGCGGGCGAUGGUUACCAUUGUUCUAAUACCGCCCCCCCCCCCGAUGAGGGGCAAGCAGAUUGACAAAAGUCACCCUCCCUUCCACACUGCCCCAGCGACUGCAGAGACAAUCCCUGUGCGUAUGCGGGCAACUAGCGCCGAAGCCGAUUAA